Lepisosteus oculatus (spotted gar) is the source of this 929-nucleotide messenger RNA. NCBI's taxonomy places the organism in Eukaryota, Metazoa, Chordata, Actinopteri, Semionotiformes, Lepisosteidae. The record is from RefSeq and is a predicted model, not a curated record.
UCUAUGACUCUACUCGAGAAGAACAACGUGUUUUCUAAAAGGGUAUGAAAGCGGUUUAAGGAAUAAUCUGGAGAAUUUGCCCACGGUCAUUUAAAAACGCGGAGAUAAAGCGGGCGGCUUAGUUCACGCCAAUCAAAUACAAAAAUAUAAUGUCGGUCUCGCAGCCAUUUGCUCUCGGCGUUGUGCUGUCCACGCUGUGUGUGUUCGUGACCCACAGCCAGGGAUUCGCUGCCUGGCUUGGGGAUAUUUCAAGGAACCGGGCCCGAACCCGAGUUCGCCCGGACAUACCGGGCCCGAUCUCCCCCCGGCUCUCGCCUCCCCCAGCCCCCGCGCCCGACGUGCAGCUCCGAGCGCAGGAGAGACCCCGGAUCAGGGUGCAGUGCGGGGAGGCCACGGUGCGCGUCUCCGUGGACAGACUCUAUUUCGGGGAGCCCGGCCCGGUCAGCGCCGCCUCUCUCCGCCUGGGGGAGGACCCCCGGGCGCCCGGCAGCUGCACGCCGGAGCCCACGGCCUCUGUGCCGGGCGCGGCGCUGGUCAUCACCGCCCGCCUGCACGAGUGCGGGAGCGUCUCUCGGGUGACCCCGCAGGCGCUGGUCUACCUCAACAAGCUGGUCUACUCGCCCUCCCCGGCCGGCGGCGUGCUCGAGCGGGCCUCUCCCGUGCUAGUGCCCCUCGAGUGUCACUACAGGAGGAAGCACAGAGUGAGCAGCGAGGCCGUGCGCCCCACCUGGCUGCCCUUCACCUCCACCCGCUCCGCCGGGGGGCUCCUGCGCUUCUCACUGCGGACCAUGAACGAGGACUGGGGCUCCCCCCGGCUGUCCAGCGUCUUCUACCUGGGGGAGACCGUGCGUCUGGAGGCGGCGGUCAGCUCCCAGGGUCACCCUCCUCUGCGGCUGUUUGUGGACCGCUGCGUGGCCACCUGUACCUGA